Molecule: messenger RNA, 3065 nt
Organism: Chanos chanos (milkfish)
Lineage: Eukaryota; Metazoa; Chordata; Actinopteri; Gonorynchiformes; Chanidae
Gene: rin3
Product: Ras and Rab interactor 3
Exons: 9
Coding region: 36-3065 (1009 amino acids)
Biological process (GO): signal transduction; vesicle-mediated transport
Cellular component (GO): endocytic vesicle; cytosol
Molecular function (GO): guanyl-nucleotide exchange factor activity; small GTPase binding
Source: RefSeq, a predicted model, not a curated record
AUUCAAAACCCUCCUGUCCACCUAUCCAUAGUUCUAUGUCUCCUCAUGUCCCAAAUCCCAUGCGCCCACCCCUACCUGCACAACUGCCCUCUACAGUCCCCAAACAGUGCUCUCCACCCUUUUCCAGACCCCCACCUCCCCUGGUCUCCAAACAGACCUCUUCAGUUUCCACCAAACCCUCUCUGCCCUCAGCUACAAAGGCCUUGGCAGCUCCACAUUCCUCUCCCACCUCUGCCAAGAGCUCCAGAUCUGCCCUCCCAUGUAUCAGCAUCCUGGAGAAGCUGAUCAAAACAUGCCCAGUGUGGCUACAGCUGGGAAUAACUCGGGAGAGAGCAACACGUAUACUCAAUAAGGAGAUGCCUGGGAUCUUUUUAGUAAGGAGAGACACAGGCCAGAAGACAAUGGUUCUGUCAGUGCGACUCCCUGACCAGCAGGGGGCAGCCCAGAUUCAGGAACUGCUUGUGAAAGAGGAAAGGUCUUUGAUCUACUUAGAAGGGUCUGUCCUUGUCUUCGACAACAUUUUCAAACUCAUCGCCUUCUACUGUGUGAGCCGGGACAUUCUUCCCUUCACAUUGAAGUUACCUCAGGUCAUCAUCCAAGCCAAUAAAUAUGAAGACAUGGAGGUGAUCUCCACACUUGGCUUAGAGUUCUGGGGCUCUGCACUAAACAUCCGUGCAGAAAGUAUCGCUGGCGGAAGCACGGGAGGACAGGAUGCUCAGGGACGCAGUUCCUGUGAGAUCCAGUUGACAGCUGGGAAUGAUAAGCUCUGGUAUAUCAACCCCAUUUUCAUUGAGGAGUACUACAACAGUCUGCCUCCAGCGGCACCCACACCCAUCAUCAGGAGCCAGAGCCUUAACACACCAAUUCAAGCGCCACCCAAAUAUAAAAGGCCUCCCCCUCUGCCUCCACGACCCUUGAGUGCCUAUGAGUCCCCUCAGCAGCAGGCGGGAACCAAACUGACGGGGGAGGAAAUUGCAUUAGUGCCCCCAUCAGGGCAGAAAGGGGAAGGAAGUCAGCAUGAGCGUGUGGGGAGAGAAAAAGACAAAGAGGGAAGUCCAGUGCACAGCACAGAGAAAGAAGUCACCAGCAGAGAUACAGCUCAGUCUACACAGAGCAAGACAGCAAAGCAGGGUUGCCACGUCCCACCACUCAGGAUUCCUCCCGUCCCCAUCCGACGCAGGCUCUCAGAGAAGCAACCCUCAGAGGAGUCAAACCAACAGCAGAAGGAAAAGGAGACGGAGAGGGAGAAGGAGAAGGAGGAGGAGGAGGCCCCAAGCAGUUCCAACAGUGCCUCUAUGCAGGCAAAGCCAGAAGAGGAGAAACUCAGCAGCUCUGUGCCCACAGCUUCACUAAUCUGUCUGGAUGAUAGCAGCAUGACAGAGAUGGACAAACCCACAGAGCUCCGGGCCGAGACAGAGGUUCUGCAAGAGGAUGGGCAUGAGGACCAGACUGGAGUAACUGACAGCAUUAUGGGUGAAGCUACACUUCCAGGAGCAUCAACAGCAGUAAAGAAGGCAGCACCUCCAAUUCCACCACCUCGGACAAAAAAGCUGUCCCAGACUUCCACAUCAGUUUCCCCAGAUGCCUGCGAUGGGCCAGGGGGACAAACUCCUGAAUUCAGCUCUCUCCCUCCCCAAACCUCCAGUACACCUGUGCCCACCAGACGCUCCCUAUCUGUGGAUCCUAAACUGACUGAUGUUUCGCUCUAUGCCCCAGAAGGUGGUGCUCCACAGCCGGACCACGACUCAUACUCAACCAGUAGCACAGAGGAGGAGGCAGAUACAGUGGCAGCAAACGCUGUAGUGAAGCGGUCGCCCACCAUUAUGUUGGACCGAGCCAAACAGCGUCUUUCCAUGGUGAACCUGUCCAAUGUGUUCACGACCUUCAUGAAUGCAGAGCGCAAACUACAGAAGCGUAUUGUGGAGCUGGCCCGUGAUAAUAACUCCUACUUUGGGAACCUGGUGCGGGAUUACCGAGCUUUCACUCUGGAUACCAUGCGACGACACACCUCCAGCACAGAGAUGCUGCAGGAGAUCAGACAGAUGAUGACGCAGCUCAAGAGCUACCUGAUCCAGAGUGCUGAACUACAGAAUAUACAGGAAGCUGCAGUUUACUCAGAAGAGAAGCUAGAGGUGAUCAUUGAGGCUGCACUGUGUAAGAGUGUCCUGAAGCCCUUGCGUGAGGCAGUUUACAACAGCCUAAGAGACAUUCACACCCGUGAAGCCUCUCUGAAAAAACUGAGAGAGAACCAGCAAGUGGUCCUAGGCACUACGACCACAGACCUGGGUAUAACCACCAGCGUGCCUGAGAUGACUGUCAUGGAGAAGAUCCAGGUGAAGCUGGGAAACCUGCACCAGGAGUAUUCACCACAGCGGAAGAUUGACCUGCUUCUGAAGGCCUGCAAAAUGAUCUAUGAGUCCAUGUCUGUGGGCAGUCCAGGAAAAGCCUAUGGAGCCGAUGACUUUCUCCCUGUGUUGAUGUAUGUGCUCGCUCGCAGUAACAUAACUGCUCUACUACUGGAUGUAGAGUACAUGAUGGAACUGAUGGACCCUGCACUGCAGCUGGGAGAGGGCUCAUACUAUCUCACUACCACUUAUGGGGCACUGGAGCACAUUAAGAACUAUGACAAGCAGGCAAUGACCCGACAGCUAAGUCGGGAGAUCCAAGACUCCAUCCAUCGUUGGGAGCGUCGACGUACCCUUAACAAAGCGCGCGCAUCCCGCUCCUCUGUGCAGGACUUUAUCAAUGUAUCCUUUUUGGAGGCUGGCUCUAACACCAAGACUCUUGGAGUACGUCCCAACACCAGCGCCCAGGACCUGGCUGCACAGUGUGCAGAGAAGUUUGAAGUGCUAGAACCUGAGUCUUACUGUCUGAGUGUGCUAGUGGAGGGCCACUACAGGGCCCUGGCUCCUGAAGAGUUUCCCCUUACCAUCAAAUCAAGUCUCCACCACAGCGAACCACGUAAGGAAUACUAUUUUGUGUACCGCCCAGGGAAAUGGGCAGGACAGGAAACUGACAACACCACAUCCAACACUACAUCUCCACCACCAGAUAGUUUGAUCUGA